Messenger RNA from Phlebotomus argentipes, 1761 nucleotides. Its product is annotated as tyrosine aminotransferase-like. The record is from RefSeq and is a predicted model, not a curated record. Gene Ontology annotation, biological process: aromatic amino acid metabolic process; biosynthetic process. Gene Ontology annotation, molecular function: L-tyrosine:2-oxoglutarate transaminase activity; pyridoxal phosphate binding. The transcript is spliced from 3 exons. The coding region runs from base 67 to 1338 and encodes 423 amino acids. NCBI's taxonomy places the organism in Eukaryota, Metazoa, Arthropoda, Insecta, Diptera, Psychodidae.
GUCACUCAGAAGCAACCGCAGGUGUUGAGAUAGGUCUUGAGAUCAACAGUGUGCGCGCACGUGAGAAUGUCGAAUUUCAAGAGAACGGGAUCCGUGAGGACGCAUUGGAACAUUUAUCCAACAAAGUUCGCCAUGAAGACGUGCAAUCCACUGCGAACGAUCACGGAAUCCAUGAAUUUGGUGCCGAAUCCCAAGAAGAAGCUCAUUCCUCUGUCCAUUGGCGAUCCCACGGUGUUUGGCAAUCUCCAGGCCUGUCCUGAGAUCCAGGAUGCCAUCACUGAGGCCGCCGCGUCGGGUCUGCACAACGGCUACAAGCCCACGCUCGGCUGGGCGGAAGCUCGCCAGGCAGUGGCCAGAUACAGUGCUCACCAGGGCGACGUGAAGCCCGAGGACGUGAUCCUGUGCAACGGCUGCUCGAGUGCCGUGGACAUGAUCAUCAGCGUGCUGGUGCAUCCCGGCCAGAACAUCCUGUGCGCCCGUCCUGGCUACUCCAUCUACGGCACCAUCUCGGCCGGCUUCGGCAUCGAGCUGCGCCACUACAAUCUGCUGGCGGAGCACAACUGGGAGAUCGACCUGGACCAUCUGGAGUCACUGAUUGAUGAAAAAACUGCAGCCCUGGUCAUCACGAAUCCCAGCAAUCCGUGCGGCAGCGUCUUCAGCCGCGGCCACAUCGAGAAGAUCAUCGAGAUCGCCGAGCGCCACUAUCUGCCCAUCAUCGCCGACGAGAUCUACGAGAACAUCGUCUUCCCGGGCGUUGAGUACACUUCUGUGGCCGCGCUGUCCAGGAAUGUGCCUGUGCUGUCCUGUGGCGGCUUGUCGAAGCGCUUCCUGGUGCCGGGAUGGCGUCUGGGCUGGAUCAUCGUGCACGAUCGCAAUGGCCAGCUGAGUGAGAUCCGCAAGGGUCUCACCAAUCUCACUGGACGUCUGCUGGGCUGCAAUUCCCUCGUGCAGGCCGCCCUGCCGGCCAUCCUCCGUCACACGCCGCAGUCGUUCUACGAUGAGCUCAACAGCAGCCUGCAGAACACUGCCCUCAUUGCCUACGACAUGCUGCGCGAGAUCCGCGGACUGAAUCCCGUGAUGCCGCAGGGCUCCAUGUACAUGAUGGUGGGCAUCGAGAUGGAGCUGUUCCCAUUCGACAGCGAGAUGGAGUUCGUGUGCGCCCUGGUGGAGGAGCAGAGUGUCUUCUGUCUGCCCGGCGAGUGCUUCAAGUUUCCCAACUUCAUGCGCAUCGUCAUCACGGUUCCUGCCGAGAUCAUGCACGAGGCGUGCGCGAGGAUUCGCGAGUUCUGCAGCCAGCACAGGCGAAUGGACAAGAGAAUCAUCUCCAAUGGCAUCUAGAGCGCAGCCCACACGACAGAGAGGGGGAGACAGAGUGUCUGGCGGAAUUCCCACAAAUCAAGAUCCUGAUAAUCAGGCUGAAAGCCGAUGAUCUGAAAACCAUCUGAGAAAGCUGCUACACUCAUCUUUACUACCGAUCGAUCUGAAGGGAUAAUGGACUGCAAACGGGAUCAGCGGACACACUGUCUCUCUCUCUCUCUCCCACUCUCACCGUCUCACUGGACCUGAUCACGCUGGAAAUGUGCAAUUUCCGCCAAACAAUACGUCUGAUUUCUAACCAAACGCACCAAUAUACCUGCAAUUACUCCUCAAUGUUGUACUGUUUUCGUGCGAAUAAAGCGUAAAUACACAGCAGUAGAAGAAUGCUUUGGGAAUAUAUGAGUGUGUACUGAAGAGUUGAAUGAUGAUUUACGGCGCGAUAUC